AUGAGACACACCAAAGUCGAAACGUUACUUCCUCGAAACUCGCUACUAGUUCCUGAUGCCCGACAGCAUAGCCGCCAACUUCCUAAUUGCCCCCGCGAUCUCUGCAAGUUAGGAUCCCGGAAGGAAACGUACAUCGUGUACCACGAGAGCCCCGCCCUGCACGCCGCCGACCUCGAGCACAACCGCCGUCGCCUCGAGCGCCCUCCGGUGCCGCCCUACGCCAUCCGCCGGACGGGAGACAUCGGCCCCGGGACGCUCUUCGGCACCGUCGGCAACUACGGCAACCCGGAGAGCGGAUACACCGUCGUGAACAAGAACGAGGUGAACUAUGUCGUGCCGCCCUUCACGCCCGGCGGCCGCGUCAACGUCGCCUUCCAGUUCUGGAUCCCCAUCAGCAUCGGCGGCUUCUUCGUGACGGGGCGAGACCUGGAGGAGGCCUUGCGCUCACCCAACCCGACGGCCUACAUAUCCUCCCUCUUCCUGAAGCACCUCUCUGAGAAUUCAACCAUCGGCGAACUUCUGGGCGACGUGGGGAGCCCCGUGGUGGAGCAAGGCGUCCAGAAGUUCUUGGACUGGGUCAUGCCGUACCUCGGAUACUUCACGGGGAGCGACGUCAACGAAGUCAACACGUACUCGCUCCCCAAGUCCCGAAGCAAGAGGGACGCCGCAGACGACGACGGCUGGACCACCAUCGGAGGGCCUGCGAGCGGGGGGGAGCAGGUGAGGCCCACGGCAACGCUGAUCACGUCGUCGUCGAGGCCCACGAACAACGACCGGCUCUUGUGGGGCAACGACCAUGUUCUCUCGCAUAAUAAUAUUCAAGACAGCGCUACAAAGAGGCCAGGUCUUGACCUCAUCAAACCCAUUGACGUCCCUGAAGAGCGUCCUAGGCCUUCGUUCUCCUCAAGGCCCACCUUCUUCCCCCGUCCUUCGACAUCUUCAUAUCCUUCAUCAUCAUAUCCUUCUUCAUCAUCAUCUCGCCCUUCAUCUUCAUACCCUUCUUCAUCAUCAUCUCACAUCACCCCUCCUUUCCACCUGACAUCCUUCGAUGAAGUUCCAUCUGGAGCGACAGACGCCAAACGCCUGGACGUGUCAAUGCGUCUCUCCCGCCUUGACUACUUUUUCAACAACCUCCACCUGGACCGCGAGGACUGUCGGCGCCGAGUUCUGUGUGAGGUGUCCCGCGAUCCAGAAACCUUCGCUCCACUGUCGGACCUGAUCGGUAGUGAGACUAGGCAAGUGCACUGCGGGUAUUAA
Molecule: messenger RNA, 1257 nt
Organism: Penaeus vannamei (Pacific white shrimp)
Lineage: Eukaryota; Metazoa; Arthropoda; Malacostraca; Decapoda; Penaeidae
Source: RefSeq, a predicted model, not a curated record